AUGCGCAUAUAUUCGCCCCCAUUCAAGGCGAUCCGGAAUACCCUAGCAAUAUGGCCGAGAAAGACAAUUCCAGCACCCCUCUCGAGCCGACGUUAUUCCAAUCAACAUCACUACCAACCUCCUCUGUCUAAUAUCAUCGGAAACCCCAAAGACUUCUUCCGAUAUACCAGUGGACGAUGGCUCUGGGAUGAACAGCAACAGCUCCAAGAGAGAUACCGUGAAUUCAACAUCCUUGAACUGCAGAAUAUUGCCAUACAAGCGUCAUGUUCUAAAUCAUGUCUCAUUAUGGGAAAAAUAGGGGAAGGAUCAUAUAACAAGUCUUUCAAGCUUACUAUGGACAAUGGGAAGACGGUUAUCGCUCGGAUACCAAAUCCGAAUGCUGGACCGGCAUAUCUGACGACUGCUUCCGAGGUUGCUACAAUGGAUUUUUUGAGGACCAUACUACACAUUCCAGUUCCCAAAGUCCUCGCGUGGAGUUCGGCUGUCGAUUCUACGAACAGUGUAGGUGCCUACAAUCUUGCAGACGCUUGGACGGACAUGGACCUUGAGCAUAAGGUCCAGACGAUGGAGGAUCUAGUAAGCAUCCAACAGAAGCUGCUAUCCUUGAGAUUCUCUGUACACGGUUGUCUUUUCUACAAGACAGACGCACCCCCUGGAUCUCAGCCUGCAAUUGUUGUCGGAGACAACUAUCCACCUGAAGUCAGGCAGAAUAUUUCCGAGAAGUUUUCCAUCGGACCAGUUGUAGAUCCAACCUUUUGGAGCAAUGGAAGAGAAAACAUGGAUAUUGAUCGUGGGCCAUGGACUUCCGCACUCGAUUACAUACAAGCCCUCGCCAAUCGAGAAGCCUCCUGGAUUGCUAAACACGUAAAACCAUGCUCACCAAACGAUCCUUUAUUCACCUCCCACAGUCAAAAUAAUCCCGCAGAACACAUCUCCCUUCUCCGAAAAUACCUAACCGUCUCUCCCCACCUAAUCCCACACGACAAAGACAUCAAAGAGUCAUUCCUAUGGCACACGGACCUCCGCACCCCUAACAUCUUCGUCGAUGACACCGGCCACAUCACCAGUAUCAUAGACUGGCAAAGCACCUGGACAGGCCCAUUAUUCCUCGAAGGCUGUCAUCCGCAGUUCCUCGACUACAACGGAGAAAUCAUCCUCAAACCACCUAAGAACUUCAAGCACCUGGAUGAAGAUACCCAAAGAGACCUCAGAGAAAAGAUCUUUAAAUCAAUUCUACUAUACCUCUACGAGAAUAACACCGCGAAGAAAAACCCACUCCUCGACAAAGUCCUCCGCUACCCAAACGGCAAGAUACUAACCCAUCCGAUCCACUUCGUAGGAAAUACAUGGGAUGGAGAUAUCUUACCACUACGGGAACCAUUAAUUCGGAUCCAGAAAACCUGGACUUCCUUGAAACACCCCACAAAAGAAUGCCCCAUCACCUUCACCCCCUCCGAAAUCCACCAACACCACCAAGACAGCGAAGGAUGGAACGAAGUACAGGAUUUCUGGGACGCGAUGUCCGGAAUCCUAAGCAGGGAUGGCUGGACCUCGCAUGAGACAUACGAUCAGGCGGUUUCUAUCUAUUCUCAGCUACAGGCUAUUGAAAGGGAAUCUUCUUCUUCUUCUUCUUCUUCUUCUUCUUCUUCUUCAUAG
Molecule: messenger RNA, 1656 nt
Organism: Aspergillus costaricaensis CBS 115574
Lineage: Eukaryota; Fungi; Ascomycota; Eurotiomycetes; Eurotiales; Aspergillaceae
Product: phosphotransferase family protein
Exons: 6
Coding region: 1-1656 (551 amino acids)
Cellular component (GO): mitochondrion
Source: RefSeq, a predicted model, not a curated record